Molecule: messenger RNA, 516 nt
Organism: Laccaria bicolor S238N-H82
Lineage: Eukaryota; Fungi; Basidiomycota; Agaricomycetes; Agaricales; Hydnangiaceae
Exons: 2
Coding region: 1-516 (171 amino acids)
Source: RefSeq, a predicted model, not a curated record
AUGAGGAAGCUACCUGAUCAGGUUGUUGCUGACAAGGACUACAAGUCUAGUUCUGCAUUUGCAUUGCUUUGGAAUUUGUGCCGUGACUUCCUGCCUGAAAAGAUCAUGGAGGAUUUCGAUGUAUUCCUUGACCAUUGCAAUAUGGUUCGCAUGAAAUCUGGUCAGGGAGCAGCAUCAGAGUUUAUAGCAGGGGAGGGUGUCGGAACCCAUGGAGAAUACAUGGUGUGUGUUGGGGAUGCUAAAUUUAUUUUCCAAGAUGCAGAGAUGGCUCCACCAUCUGGUGUCUUUGGUCAAAAUUAUUCAAGUUCUACACAUGUGGAGUAUCAACCCCACAUGUACACAUUGGCCUGGACAGUCAGAAGAGAUCACCCCUCUGAUGCAGGGGGGCACUUUUAUAUCAGAACAUAUGGGAUUUGCAUACAGGCUGCAGCAAACAGUCUUGUUGUUUGGAGGCCUGCAGAUGUGCAUGGUACAAGCCUUCAAGACCUGGAUCCUCACUUCAGUCACCCACCUUGA